Molecule: messenger RNA, 6014 nt
Organism: Triplophysa dalaica
Lineage: Eukaryota; Metazoa; Chordata; Actinopteri; Cypriniformes; Nemacheilidae
Product: FERM, ARHGEF and pleckstrin domain-containing protein 1
Exons: 26
Coding region: 337-3867 (1176 amino acids)
Cellular component (GO): cytoskeleton
Molecular function (GO): guanyl-nucleotide exchange factor activity
Source: RefSeq, a predicted model, not a curated record
AUUAGGAGUGUCUGUGGUUGUGUUUGGAGUGAUGGAUGGUCACGUGUUUGUCUUCCGGUUGCUGUGUGUCGCUUCCACAGCAGAUGGCAGCAGAUGAACACGUUCAGUGAGUGUCGCCGUUAACGGGGCCGGUCGGAGUCUCUAUCGGCUCUGUCAGUGUGAUCCCGUCCGUCUCUCCGUCAGCAGACAUGGCGACUGCGCGCGUUUUCCUCACAUUAAACCCGAUGUGACGCGACGCGACCCCGCGCGCUCAACAUCACCGUUCAGUGGCUUUAUCUCCGAGAAACGCGCAGGUGUAUUCAGUGGAUUUAUACUCGCGGCUAAGAGCGGAAGAUCAUGGUGGAACAGGCUCAGACAUCUUCAGCGGGACAACGAUUAGGAGCUCCAGAGACUCUGGGCAUCAGCACCCUGGAGCCUGGACACAAACCCGCCGCCAUACCUCCGGGAAGACCCGUGAGCGUCAGAGUCCUGCUUCUGGACGACUCCGAAGUGACAUUCGACAUAUCGCAUCGAUGUUCUGGACGAGUUUUGUUUGAGAUGGUCUGCUCACAUCUUAAUCUCAUUGAGGGAGAUUACUUUUGCCUGGAGUUCCAGAACCAUCACAGACGGACGGUCUGGCUGGAUUUACUAAAGCCCAUUAGAAAACAGAUCACACGGCCCAAACACACAGUUCUUCGGUUUGUUGUGAAAUAUUUCCCCCCUGAUCACUCUCUAAUUCUGGAGGAGCUGACCAGGUACUUGUUUGCGCUGCAGGUGAGACAGGAUCUGACCGGUGGACGUCUCACGUGUAGUGACUCCAGUGCUGCUCUUCUGGUGUCUCACAUCAUUCAGUCUGAGAUUGGUGAUUUUGAGGAAACUCAAUGCAGACAACAUCUUCUAAACACCAACUACAUCAGUGAUCAGAUGGCCCUGAUGGACAAAAUCAUGGAGUUCCACCGUAAACAUGUUGGUCAGACUCCAGCAGUGUCCGAUAAGAAUCUGUUGGAGGCGGCGUGCAGGUUGGAGAUGUACGGCAUGCGACUUCAGCCGGCUAAAGAUCGAGACGGGACCAGACUCAGUCUGGCUGCUGCACACAAUGGGGUCCUGGUGUUUCAGGGUCACACCAAGAUCAACAGCUUCAGCUGGUCAAAUAUUCGCAAACUGAGUUUCAAGAGGAGAAGGUUUCUCAUCAAACCGAGAGCAGAUCAAAGCCAAAAUGUGAGUGCAGAGACGUUAGAGUUUCUGAUGUCCAGUCGGGACUGCUGUAAAAUGUUCUGGAAGAUCUGUGUGGAGUAUCACGCCUUCUUCAGACUCUACGAAGAGCCCAGACCCAAACCCAAACCAGUGCUGUUCAGUCGCGGCUCAUCCUUCAGAUUCAGCGGGCGGACACAGAAGCAGGUUAUCGAUCACGUGAAGGAGAAUGAGUUUAGAAAGCUGCCCUUUGAGAGGAAACACAGUAGAGUUCGGUACAACGUGAGCACAUCACCUUUACUUGCCACCCUGCCAAAUCAAGCCAGGAAGCAGUGUCGGGAAGGAUCGUUUUUAGUAAGCUCAGAAGAUUCGGCUGUAUUGCUACCCUGUGGAAAUUCAUCCCCCUCCACCCGGCUCAACGGAUGCGGCGAGCCAACCUUCCACGUUCAGGAGGAUAGCAGACGCCAGGCCAUUGAGCAAGCAGGUCUGGCGUCCCUUGCGGCCAAAGGCAGCAGCUCGUCCAUCCCUUAUAUCGACUGCAGUGAUGCAGAGUUUAGUGAACAUGAGGUCAGAGGUCGACUCAGCAGGUCUCAAUCGCGCACGCGUGACAGUGUGUCCGAUCGCGGCACGGGGUUCGCUGUUCCCCGCUCGCAUCAGAAAGACAGAUACCUGGGCAAUUUCAGACAGAGAGAAUCUCCACCGCUUUCUCCCGUAAGCCCUGCCCACAGCUACCCCAGCCCCUCCUCCCCGAUUCAAAGCGCUGGCUAUUUCGAGUCGCCGUUGUCUGGGGGCGGAACUCAGGUACGCGGGCCGCUUCACAGCACACUGCUGGAUGAGCUGGCUGCUAGGAGUCCCAUUAAGCACUACACGGGCACCAGGAGCCUGACCUCUAGCCCCGCCCCCUCCUCUUUCCACAGGACCGGCUCGCUAAGCCACGCCCAGUAUAACGGAUACGGCGGGCGGCACUUGAAUUCAAAAGCGGGGCUCCGGGAGGACAGAGGUGGACUCUUUGGUAGCGGUUCUCCGCUCAUGAAUCAGGUCACACGUGCUCUGGUGACUUUAGUGAACGGUCACGCUGAAGACUGCAGAGCUGUGACCCCGUCACCCCUCAUCUCACCUCUGCUGAACGACACCGCUGACAAACACAUCCACGAGGACGAUGACAACAGGAGGAAGAUGUGUCCUGCAGAUGAAGCAUACUUCAUUACUAAAGAGCUGUUAAACACUGAGAGAACUCACCUGAAGGACCUGGAGCUCAUCACUGUGUGGUUUCAGGCAGUUUUGGAUAAGGAGGAGUGUGUUCAUGAUUCUCUGAAGAAACUUCUGAGCUCCACAUAUGAGCCUCUACACAAACAUCACACACGAUUCCUGCGAGAGCUCCACGAGACCAUUGCACUCUGGGAGGCGGGGUCACAUGAGGACGUUCAGUGUGUAGGAGACCUGCUGCUGAAGCUGAUGCUUGAUCUGAAGUCUCUCACCGCUGAGCUGCAGAUGACAUCAGAGUGUGUGUGCGCGCUGGAGAAAGCGUGUGCUGCGUGUCACAGGCUGGAGCGAGUGUGUCGUGAGUUUGAGCUACAGAAGGUGUGUUACGUUCCACUGAACGUCUUUCUGCUGAGACCUGGACAUCGCCUGCUGCACUACACACAGAUCCUCAACAGACUCCUCAAACAUUAUCCAGAGACACACACACAUCACACACGCUGCACAGCUGCAUUGGCUGAGGUGUGUGAGCUGGAGGCGGAGCUUCAUUCUUCUCUGCUGGACAUUGAGAAUCAUCAGAAACUCUUGGAGCUUCAGAAGGAUGUGACCGGUGUUCAGAAUGUGUCUGGACGUCAGCUCAUCAGACAGGGCUGUCUCAGUAAACUCUCGGGGAAAGGACUUCAACAACGCAUGUUCUUCCUGUUCAAUGACGUGCUCCUGUACAGCACUCGUGGGAUAACAUCAACCAAUCAAUUCUCAGUACACAAACAACUUCCUCUACGUGGAAUGACAAUCCGGGAGAGCGAGGACGAGUGGGGCGUCCCUCAUUCCUUCACACUGAUGGUUCAGCAGCAGUCACUGGUGGUCGCUGCAUGUUCAGAGUCAGAAAUGGAGAAAUGGAUGGAGGAUUUAAAGAUGGCAGUUGAUCUGGCCGAGGAAUCUGACGGACUGACCUCUGACCUGCUGAUGUCUAAUAAACACAUCAAAUCCUCUGGGGUUUCAGAAGUGGAGUCUGAGGAUGAUGUUGGCGAGUCACAAUCGUCUCUAGUGCGUCAUGGAAACAGCUCGGCAAACACGCUUCACCGUGGCAACACUAUAGUACACGUGUGUUGGCAUCGCAACACCAGCGUCUCCAUGCUGGACUUUAGCAUAGCAUUACAGAAUCAGCUCUCAGGGAAUCUGCUCAGAAAGUUUAAGAACAGCAACGGUUGGCAGAAACUCUGGGUGGUUUUCACCAAUUUUACUCUGUUCUUCUACAAAACACAUGAGGAUGAAUAUCCAUUAGCCAGUCUGCCAUUGUUGGGUUACUCCGUAACUAAAGCUGGCGAGUCAGAAAACAUUCAUAAAGAUCACGUCUUCAAACUGCAUUUCAAAUCUCACGUCUACUUCUUCAGGACUGAAAGCGAAUACUUUUUCCAAAGAUGGAUGACAGUGAUCAGAAGUGCUACCGUCUCUGCCAGCAGAACCCGCUAUCUGAACCGCACAGAACCAGACUAAACCUCACAGAACCAGACUAAACCACCUGAACUAGCUAUCUAAACCACAUACAAUCAGACUAAACCAAGCAGACCCAGACUAAACCACUGGAAACAAUUAUCUGAACCACAUAUAACCAGACUAAACCACACAGAACCAGACUAAACCACUGGAAACAAUUAUCUGAACCACAUAUAACCAGACUAAACCAAACAGAACCAGACUAAACCACUGGAACCAGCUAUCUGAACCACAUACAACCAGACUAAACCACACAGAACCAGACUAAACCACCUGAACCAGCUAUCUAAACCACAUACAAUCAGACUAAACCAAGCAGAACCAGACUAAACCACUGGAAACAAUUAUCUGAACCACAUAUAACCAGACUAAACCAAACAGAACCAGACUAAACCACUGGAACCAGCUAUCUGAACCACAUACAACCAGACUAAACCACACAGAACCAGACUAAACCACCGGAACCAGCUAUCUGAACCACAUACAACCAGACUAAACCAAGCAGAACCAGACUAAACCACUGGAACCAGCUAUCUGAACCACAUACAACCAGACUAAACCAAACAGAUCCCGCUAUCUGAACCACACACAACAAGACUAAACCACACAGAACCAGACUAAACCACCAGCACCUGCUAUCUGAUCCACAUACAACCAUACUUAACUACACAGAACCAGACUAAACCACACACAACCAGACUAAACCACAUAGAACCAGCAGAAAACCACACACAACCAGACUAAACCGCACAGAACCAGACUAAACCACACACAACCAGACUAAACCACCGGAACCAUUUGAACCACAUAUAACCAGACUAGACCACACAGAAACAGACUUAACCACACACAACCAGACUAAACCACCGGAACCAUUUGAACCACAUAUAACCAGACUAGACCACACAGAAACAGACUUAACCACACACAACCAGACUAAACCACCGGAACCAGCUAUCUGAACCACAUACAACCAGACUAAACCACACAGAACCAGACUAAACCAGCUAUCUGAACCAGACAAAACCACACAGAUCCCGCUAUCUGAACCACACACAACCAGACUAAACCACAUAGAACCCGCUAUCUGAACCACCAGAAACUAAAAAAGGAACCCACUGCCUGAACCAGACUGAACCAUACAGAGCUCAGUAUCUGAAAAAAUGUAUCUCUUUCUGCGUGUGUGUGUGUGUGUGUUAUGACGAUGACAUUCUAUCACACUUUAACAAGGUCACAUAAAUGACAUUAAGGGGGAAUAUCACCACAUCACUUCUGAACCUUUAAACCAUCUGACUUGUUCUCCUCCGCUGGUGUUUGACACCUGUUUAUAUCUUUGUGUUUGUUUAUAUGAAACAGUGAAUGCUGUCAGACCACAUUAGUUGUUGGUAAAGCAGAACUUUUCUUGUGCUGAGACGGCAACACAUGCCAGUCACGGGUGAGUCACGGCCUGCAGAAGAACCGAGGUCACCGGCGUGGCCUUCAGCAGCGUCACUGCUACACAAGUGCCUGACCAGUGAUCCCAUCACACAAUAUCUUUAACAUCAACGGUGCUAUAUCCACAGGAUGGGACAGAAACUUUGCUGAAGUUUUAAGGCUGUAUAUUAACUCUGAAUUCUGAGUGUUUGGGAAACUGAAAAUAAAAGUGUUAUUAAAGGUUCAGAUGUAAACAGAGAGGUGGAAUUCCCCUUUAAACUCGUGACGCUCACACACAGGUGCUUUUUACUCAAGUGUAGAAACGUUUCAUCAAUUUCAUGCAUUUUUACAGAAAUUUGUUUUACGUGAUGUUUUAUAUUUAAUUAUGCAUUGGUGAAAGUCAGCCAUAAGUGUCACCUGAGCGUCUGUUUCAGUGCCAUACUUUUAUAGUACAAAUGUUUGCAACUUUAGCAGCUAAAACCAUGACGGCUUCCAGAAGCCAGCGUGCCAAAACCAUUUCAAGUAUUUCCAACAAUAUUAGGACUUUAAAAUAAAAUAUAUGAACUUUAUGAAGUAAUUUUUUCUAAAUGUAAAUUUCAGCAAACUGUUUAUAUUUAUACAUGUGUCAUGAAGAGUGUAACACUUAUAAAAUGAACUUUAUAGAACACAUUAUCUGUCUGCAUGUACCAACAUGUGUCUGUUGUGUGCUGUUGUCAUUAAACUAUGAAACUUUA